Syngnathoides biaculeatus (alligator pipefish) is the source of this 1115-nucleotide messenger RNA. It is a transcript of the gene mafgb, whose product is annotated as v-maf avian musculoaponeurotic fibrosarcoma oncogene homolog Gb. Gene Ontology annotation, biological process: regulation of epidermal cell differentiation; regulation of transcription by RNA polymerase II. Bases 238 to 753 code for a protein of 171 amino acids. The record is from RefSeq and is a predicted model, not a curated record. Gene Ontology annotation, molecular function: DNA-binding transcription factor activity, RNA polymerase II-specific; RNA polymerase II cis-regulatory region sequence-specific DNA binding. The transcript is spliced from 3 exons. Gene Ontology annotation, cellular component: nucleus. NCBI's taxonomy places the organism in Eukaryota, Metazoa, Chordata, Actinopteri, Syngnathiformes, Syngnathidae.
GCCCAGACCGAAAGAAGCAAGCGAGCGAGGAACGAGAGGGAUCCAUCCAGCAGACGGUGCCACAAGGCGUCGACUGAAGGGCAAGGACAGCGGCCCUCCCACCAGCUUCGCGACCGCGUCAGCACCACCAACCGUCGGCCGACGCCGUCCAUCACAGGUCGGGGGCGGCGGGGCGAACGGACGGCGCCGCUCCGGUUUGCACUUCUGGUCUCUUCAGAAGAACACGGCUCCUGUGGCAUGACGACGACAAACAAAGGAAAUAAAGCCUUAAAGGUGAAGCGAGAGCCAGGAGAGAAUGGCACCAGCUUGACAGAUGAUGAGCUGGUGACCAUGUCAGUGCGGGAGCUUAACCAACACCUCCGGGGGCUCACUAAGGAGGAGAUCCUGCAACUGAAGCAGCGGCGACGCACCCUGAAGAAUCGGGGCUAUGCCGCCAGCUGCCGAGUGAAGAGAGUUACCCAGAAGGAAGAGCUGGAAAAGCAGAAGGCCCAACUGCAACAGGAAGUGGACAAACUGGCCAAUGAGAAUGCUUCCAUGCGCCUAGAGCUAGACGCUCUCAGGUCCAAGUAUGAGGCCUUACAGACCUUUGCCAGGACUGUGGCGAGGAGCCCCACCGUGGGAGUCGGAGUCAGGGCCGGAGGGGGAGGAGGAGGGGUAGCGUCACCGGUCAUUGGUCCACUCAUUCCCGGGAAGGCGGCAACGGCGACGAGUGUCAUCACAAUAGUGAAGUCCAAAACGGAUGCACGGUCUUGAGGGAGGUUUAGAUUGAGAAAAGGUGUUUCCGGAUGGAAUUCAGCUACGUCUAAGAAGUUCUUCUCUGCUUGCCACGCCUUCUUCACCUGCUCUCUACACCUGUGUCAAGUCACUCCGCUGACCUGACACAGGUCUCGAGUGAGGUCCAGGACUAGAUGGAACCAGAGGACUCGACCCUCGAUCCCAACGGACCCGGCAAUUUCAAGUCGACCAUUGUAAUGAAAAUGCUGUCGAAGUGAGGACGCUCCAAUGUUCCCAUUUCAUGGCUACACAAACAGAUGGUAAUGGAGAUCAUUUCUGUGAUGGAUUUAGAGAAAGAACAGUUUGAUGGUAGAUCAUCUCAUGUGACCCGAUAAUUUCAU